GGCUUAUGUACGAUAUCCAGCACGCAGAACGCGAUUUAGUCUUCGAGACAAGAUCUAUUUCGCAUGUUCGCGCCACUUUGUGCAGACCGCAGCGUAGAAAAUGUCAAGACGCAAUAGAACCCUGGCACCGCCGGGCACAUGAUCGCGUCGCGGAGUCUCAUGGACGCCUCGAUGCUUCAGUACUUCAGUCCGACCGGUGAAGCUGUCUGCAAGGCCCCAAAUCUAUAGAACGAGUGCCGCAAAGCCACUGGCAGAGCCUGAGGUUAGAGGACCUUGACACAGAUGCUGUGGCUCCGGAGAGCUGCAGCACCGUCGGUGGCUGUGGCCGACGAGCGACCUCUAGCAACAAGCAACGUCAUGGAUGUGCCGCUGUUUCUCCUCGACAUGCAGCUUGUCAUCGCUGUCGUCGACUUGUCCUUCUACCAGGUCGCGCGUGGCAUGGUGUUCCGUCUCACAGUCGGCACGACCUUCUUCCUCCUGCACACCUGGCCCUCGCUUCGCAUUUCGACGUCCUACCCCACCGUCACUGCCCGCUUCUUCGCUGGUGUGUACAUGAACGAGACGAACGUCUCCGCGAUCGGCGUCACGUCCGAGGCCACGGCCGGUGCUGUCAGCUCUAUGAUCGCCGCGUCGUGCAUGAUGAAGCUGCUGUCGGUCCGGAGUCCACGCUGCAUGUGGCUUUUACCGACACCCGGGUCACGUCGUCACAACGUCGGUCUCCGCUUCUCCACUGCCUCGUCAAUCGCGAUCAUCCUUCUAUGCUCGUUCUAUUACUAUACCUGGGUCAAGCACCUCGUGUUGCAACAUGCAUGGCGCGACACGUCGAAUGGUGUGUAAGACUACGCCGCUCGAAAACAACGAAACGGGCCCUUGGAGGCGAAACGUAGUACAUCAAUGGCAACCAGCUUGUUAGAUAUGCACUUCCGACGCGUUGUGCGCGCCCAUUCCGAUUUAGGUUCAAUGAACGAG
Molecule: messenger RNA, 969 nt
Organism: Fomitopsis serialis
Lineage: Eukaryota; Fungi; Basidiomycota; Agaricomycetes; Polyporales; Fomitopsidaceae
Exons: 5
Coding region: 283-837 (184 amino acids)
Source: RefSeq, a predicted model, not a curated record